GCUGUCAAACAUCUGACGUUUUGAAAAUAUGAAUCACCGUUGUAUUUUUAUCAGUGUGUAAUCUAUAAACAAAAAUGUUCUCGAGUUCGCCCAACUACAAUAAACUAAAAACAAACUUGCGUUUGUCAAUUUCGCGACUGAAACUGUUGGAGAAGAAAAAAACUGAACAAACUGAGAAGUCUAGACGUGAAAUCGCUGAUUUUCUGGCUAAUGGGAAACAUGAAAGGGCAAAAAUACGUGUUGAAUACAUCAUUCGGGAGGAUUACUUAGUGGAGGCGUUGGAAAUUGUUGAAAUGUACUGUGAUCUAUUAUUAGCCAGGUUUGGGAUGAUUACGAAUAUGAAAGAACUGGAUGAUGGUAUUGCGGAAGCCGUUUCAAGUUUAAUUUGGGUGGCCCCAAGGUUGCAGUCUGAUUGUCAGGAGUUGAAAAUAAUUGGUGACUUGUUGGCAUCAAAAUAUGGCCCCAAUUACGCAGAGUGCUGCAGGAAUGAAUCUGUUGACACCAUCAGUGCAAAACUUAAACAGAAACUGUCCAUUCAGUCCCCACCUAAAAUUCUGGUGGAGAAAUAUGUAAUAGAAAUUGCACAUGCAUUUAACAUCCCUUAUGAGCCUGACCCACAAGUAAUGUCCACAGACACAGGUAAAGAUGCACUGCUGAUUGAUCUUUCCCAAGACAAUAAAAAUAAUUUGGGAGGUGGAGGAAUGCCCCAGCCACCAGGAUUUUUUGGCUACCCUCAGCCCCCUGCCUUGCCCAACUUCCAAAUGCCUCCGGCGCCGUUUUCAUACCCUGCACAACCAGACACCUUAGACAUGGGAGCUUCAGCACCCCCUCCAGCAUUUUCAUACAACAUUCCACCUGGGGAUGAUUCCAAGGAGUCCAACAUGGAUAGUUUACCGAAAUAUAACAACCUUUAUCCCAAUUCCAAUUUGCAGGAGUUGGAUGAAGGUAAACCCUCUGAUGAUGACAAUUUAGAGAAUGAUAGACCAAAACCAAUGCCAAGGACUAAGAUGAAUGAUUUACCGGACUUACCGUCGGUUCCCUCAGAUUUACCACCAGCUAGAGCCCCAUCAGAUACUUCAAGCGACAUUGACUUCGAUGAUCUGACUAGGAGAUUUAACGAGCUCAAGAAAAAAUAUUAACCACAAACGUUUCACUAUUUUAUACACUAUGUAAUCAUGUAAUUCUUGUAGUGGCUGUCGUUAAUAAGACCCACUUGCCUAUUUUUUUUGGCGCUGAUCAAACUGAUUGAUUAUUGUUAAGUAAUAUCUGUUUUACUAACGCUAAAUAUUUUUAAUAUGUUGUUUAUGGUAGUAAGAAUAAAAAAUGUAUAUAAUAUACUUUUUAUCAAAUCAAAUAUAUAAUUAUAUAUGAAGAA
Molecule: messenger RNA, 1375 nt
Organism: Aethina tumida (small hive beetle)
Lineage: Eukaryota; Metazoa; Arthropoda; Insecta; Coleoptera; Nitidulidae
Product: IST1 homolog
Exons: 8
Coding region: 75-1139 (354 amino acids)
Biological process (GO): protein transport
Source: RefSeq, a predicted model, not a curated record